GCCGGGCACCGUGGCGCUGCGGGAGAUCCGGCGGUACCAGAAGUCGACGGAGCUGCUGAUCCGCAAGCUGCCCUUCCAGCGCCUGGUGCGCGAGAUCGCGCAGGACUUCAAGACCGACCUGCGCUUCCAGAGCGCCGCCAUCGGGGCGCUGCAGGAGGCCAGCGAAGCGUACCUGGUGGGGCUCUUCGAGGACACCAACCUCUGCGCCAUCCACGCCAAGAGGGUCACCAUCAUGCCCAAGGACAUCCAGCUGGCGCGGCGCAUCCGCGGCGAGCGGGCUUAG
Messenger RNA from Cygnus atratus (black swan), 283 nucleotides. Its product is annotated as histone H3.3A-like. Gene Ontology annotation, cellular component: nucleosome. The annotation marks the transcript as partial. The record is from RefSeq and is a predicted model, not a curated record. The transcript has 2 exons. Gene Ontology annotation, molecular function: protein heterodimerization activity; DNA binding; structural constituent of chromatin. NCBI's taxonomy places the organism in Eukaryota, Metazoa, Chordata, Aves, Anseriformes, Anatidae.